AGUGCUGCCACCGCACUAAAGAUUAAAGAGAAAGAAUUAAAGAAAAUCACAAAAACCUCGUCAGUUAUUCUCUUGUACUCUUUUGUUUGGCAUUUGUUGUGUAAAAGUAAACAAAAAGAAAAAAAAAUGAGCAACAUUCAAAAUUGCAAUCCUGAAAUCGGAGGUUUUUUGGAGAUCGAAUUUUUUAAUGAUGAACCAAUAGCUUCGACAAGUCGAGGAGAUGUCCCCACGUCCGAGGAUGAUACACAAUGGUGUGAAGCUUUUUUAAAAUUAAGCACAAUUUUCUCGGAUAUUAAUCCCGAUGUAAUAAAAAAUAUUUAUUUUCGCCAAGCAAAAAAUACUAAUUUCAAAAAUGAGGAUUUAUUAAAUUCCGUCAGCGAAGAAAUUAUAAAUAAUCAAAAAGACUGCAGUCGACUGGAGAAUUUUUUAUCAAAUGUUGAGGAUUUAAAAGUAUUUACGGAAAUCGUACCUGAGGACACAAAUGCGAAUGAAGAAUUACCAUCAAAUUCGUUUGAUGUUGAAAAAUUUUUAAUAGCAAUUCCAAAUGCAGUGGAAUUUUUUGAAAAUCCAGAAAGAACAUUUGAGUACAGUCUAAAGAUGUUUGAAUUAUUUAAAAACUAUUUUAGACAAUUAAAGCUGUCUACGAUAUCCGACGAAUAUACAAAAAAGGGAUUUAAUCCUAUCGAAACGUUUGAAACUCUAAGCAACAAGAACAUUGAAAUAAAAAUAAAACGUAAAAAAACUAAAAUAGAUGUAGAAAAUUGUCAAGAUGUAUUGAUAGAAUUUGAAUACAUCUCUAAUAGACAAGCAAUAAUUGAUUACAUCAUACAGCAAGAAGAAAACGAGAAAUAUGAUCCUCAAAAAAUGAGCGUUAAUAUUCAAGAAAAUCAAGAGGUACUAGAAUGCGAAUGCUGCUUCGAGGGAAUUAAUCCAAAAUUUGCAAUAAGUUGUGGAGAAGGACAUGUUUUUUGCCAAACAUGUACAAUUACAGGAACAGACGUUGAAUUGCAAAAAGGUUGCUAUCGCAUAAAAUGCUUUCAAGAAUGCAGCAGCGAAUUAAAUUUAAAUUCAUUGCAAAAAAUUCUAAUGCCAAAUAAAUUCAAAAUUCUUUUGGCAAAAGUACAGGAGCAAGAAAUAGCAGCGGCAAAAAUUGAAGGUUUAGAUUCAUGUCCAUUCUGUCACUAUGCUACAAUUUUACCUGAGAAUGAUAAACUUUUCACGUGCAUGAAUCUUGAUUGUGGAAAAAUAUCCUGCAGAUUGUGCAAAAAACUGGACCACUUGCCGAGAGAAUGUGAAAAAAUUGAAAGAAACAAAAAAGCACGACUGAUUGUCGAAGAAAAAAUGACGGCAGCCUUGGUUCGAACUUGUAGAAGAUGUGGUAAGGAGUCAAUUAAGGAUGGAGGGUGUAAUUUUAUAACAUGUCCUUGUGGAGAAACCUUUUGCUAUUACUGUGGAAAGUCAUCGAUAACUCAUGAUCACGUAGAUAGAAUGUGUAACGCUCACACAUCAGACGCAUCCACUGUCGCGUUUGUUGGACGAAAAGUCACAAACGCACUACUUGAAUUGGAUCCUAAUCUCCAAAUUAAUGUGGAAUCAAUUCUACCGACAAAUUAUGCUAACGUUUCAAGUGCAACUGUGCCGACCAUAGCAUUAAGGGAAUCGUCAACACUUCCGGAAUUUUAAAUUCCCUUUGUCACAUCUGAAAGCAGAAAACCACACAUCAUGGAGUAUUAUUUUUUCUUUUCAUAAAUUUUCAAUUUUUAUUUUUAUUAUUAAUAACAGUAUAUUAAUAUUUUGUUUUUAAUUUUUAAGUUAACGUAAAUACAUUACUUUUUCAUCGAUUAAAAAAUGUUCUCUUUUAGUUUUUUUAUGUGCGCCUUUUAUUAGUUAUCGGUUUUUCAUUAUUCAGUGAACUUUCAUUCCUCUUCAUAAAUUUGCCGUCGAAUAAAGUAUAUCUAUUUUCUGAAUGAUCCACAAUAUACAAAACUGUAUUAAAUUUCGAGAUAUGCUCUAAUAUUAACAAUAUUACACACUUUAGAAAUAAUUCAACAUCUUGGAAUUGUAUAGUUCACUGCUAUUUCUUUACAGUAAAUAAAAUUUAAAUUUUUUAUAAUCAA
Messenger RNA from Leptopilina heterotoma, 2117 nucleotides. RefSeq names its product E3 ubiquitin-protein ligase RNF216-like. The coding region runs from base 127 to 1683 and encodes 518 amino acids. The transcript has 6 exons. NCBI's taxonomy places the organism in Eukaryota, Metazoa, Arthropoda, Insecta, Hymenoptera, Figitidae. The record is from RefSeq and is a predicted model, not a curated record.